Molecule: messenger RNA, 1804 nt
Organism: Sebastes umbrosus (honeycomb rockfish)
Lineage: Eukaryota; Metazoa; Chordata; Actinopteri; Perciformes; Sebastidae
Product: skin secretory protein xP2-like
Exons: 4
Coding region: 107-844 (245 amino acids)
Biological process (GO): anterograde axonal transport
Cellular component (GO): mitochondrion
Source: RefSeq, a predicted model, not a curated record
CAUUGGACAGCAGCUGUGUUGAAUGCUCCUCCUCAAUCACCUUUAAAACCUGCAGCAAACACCCAGAGACACACAUUCAUCUAGCUGCUGCUGAUAACCUGUGAACAUGUUCUGCAGACGAGCAUUGCAGAGAGUCGGGCCGCUGGCACGGAGGGCUUUCCAACCAACAUCCAGAAAUGCUCCAGUGCGACACAUGGCCUUCGGGAUCCCUGGAGGCUCCAGCAACAUGGCGUACUUUGUUCUCUGUGGAGGAGGCCUCACUGCUGCAGUCGUCUAUGCCUACAAGACAGUCAAUGGUGAUACUGAGCGCUAUGAGGACAGACUCGCCAGCAUGGACUCCACAGCGAAAGCACCAGAAGUAGCAGCUCCUGCAGCUGAACCUGCCCCAGCUGAGGAGGCAGCGCCCGCUCCAGUUGAGGAGGCAGCGCCCGCUCCAGUUGAGGAGGCAGCCCCGGCCCCAGAGGUCGUCGCCGAGGUCGUCGCAGAGGUCGUCGCCGAGUCUGUCCCUGCUCCUGCAGAACCAGUAGCAGAGACCGCUGCCGAACCCGUCGUCGAGGCCGUCGCUGAAGUAGCAGCCGCAGUUGUCUCUGAGGUGGUUGUUGCCGAGCCAGCAGCCACAGAAGAAGCCGCUCCAGCUGUAGCGGUGGAGGCAGUUCCUGAAGCCGCUCCUGAAGCUGCACCCGUCAGCGUGGAAGUUGCCGCCACAGAAGAGGCCCCCGCGGCAGAGAGCGCUGGUACGGCAGCAGUAGAUGAAGCCCCUCCCGCUCCCCCCGCUGAGGCAGAGACUGGCUCUGCAGCCCCCGAGGCUGAGGCCGCUGCCCCUGCUGCAGAGUUGGCUGCAUAAAGCUGUGACGGUGCAGUAGUUGCCCAGAAAGUAGGGCUUGGGAGUUAGUCGUGCCGUGUCCACCUCUCUGGCCCCGGGAUGAAAAAAGGACUCAUGAACCCCUAUUUGUCUUCCGGUUGGUUAAUAAAUACCAGUUAGAGGUUCAUCAGUCCAGUUUUCGGGUACUUUCCUUCCCUUACCUCACCCCAACCUUCAGACCCAAACCAGAACAUUUGGCAUUUAGGCUGUCUGUUUAGAUUCAGUUUGGAAAAUUCAAGUUUCUAUAGGAAUUUUUUUAUAACCAGAGCAAAUCCAAAUUAUGGUUUGGCUACUGUACAGUCGAUAGAGGAGUGUCGAACUAGGUGAUUAUAAGGGAUGGAACGGAGUUGAUGACUAAUGUUCUGUGAAAUGUUGUUCCAAGUGCCCUUAAAACAUGACAAAUUUGCCUCUCUUUUCCUUAUCUAAAGAUGUCCGCACGGUGAAUGAAUGUAGCCCAUUUGAUAAGUUGUCUUGUCUCGCUCCAACAUCUUUUGCACUUGGGUCGUCUUCUGCUCAGCGAAUGCUUACUUCCAGCUAUAUCCCACGAAUCUUUGCUCUGGUUAGGAUUAUCAUGCAAACGGGACAGAGAUGGAACACAUUCAGUUUGACCAAAUACCAGUUAGCUCUUCUUUUCCUUGCUGCAGCGCUUGCCUAGUUUUCUCGAUAGUCUUCGCACAUCUCCUCUUAUCGUAAUGACCAUAUUCUCUUUUUCUUUUUUUUUCUCUCGCACGUUCAAAUACUUUUUACCAGCCAUGUACAAGGUUUUUUUUUUUGGUUUUUUUCAGUGUUAAAGUUACUUCUCCUGUCUCUUUAAUGUGAAAUCUUUCAGGGAACACUACAGAAAAUUCAUUCACCUGUCUUUGCGUAUGUUGUCUUUAUGAUUGCAACAGUUAAGAUUUCAAAGAAUAAAACAUCACUGGAUGAGAAGGAAGUGUCUCAAUA